AUGGCUACUACAUCAAACAGCUAUACCAGCGUCGCUAUCAUCGGUGCGGGGUCCGUGGGCUGCACAAUCGCCCACACUCUCAUGCUGCGUCGUGUCUGCGCCGAAGUUCGUCUCGUCGAUAUCGCUGAAGACCUCUGCAAAGCUCAGGUCCAGGAUCUACAGGACGCCACUUAUCUUACCAAUGUUCGUAUCAAAUACGCCACCCCCCAGGAGGCCGGACAGUCGGAUAUUAUCGUCAUCACGGCCGGUGCCAAGCAAAAGCCCGGCGAGACUCGGUUGGACCUGAUCGAGAAGAAUUACAAGGUCCUCGGAAGCGUUCUUAAGGGCUUGCAGCCCAUCAACCCACUAGCCAUCAUCUUGCUGGUUGCGAAUCCCGUGGAUGUAUUGACCCACUUCACCCAGCAGAUGAGUGGACUUCCCAAGAACCAGGUUCUGGGAUCUGGGACCUUGUUGGAUUCCAUCCGUCUUCGUGGGCUUCUUGCUCAGAGAUUGAAUGUCUCGGAUAAUUCAAUCAAUGCUUACGUUAUUGGUGAACAUGGUGACUCUCAAUGUGUCGCUUGGUCCUCGGCCACCGUCUCUGGAGCCCAUAUAUCUCUCAUCGACGAUAUUUCUGAAGAAGAGAAAGUUGAGAUUGGCAAGCUAGUUUCGGGGAAAGCUAACGCAAUAAUUAAAGCGAAAGGCUUCACCUCGUACGGUAUCGGUGCUACUGCUGCCAAUAUCUGCGAAGCCAUCCUCUUUGAUCAACGUCCUGUUUACCCUCUCAGCUGCUGGCACGAAGAGCAUCAAUGUUGUAUCAGCUUGCCAGCCGUUGUUGGUCGAAAUGGAGUCGUCACUCAAAUACCGCUUCCUCUUAAUGAUAAGGAGAGGGAACAGAUUGAGGCUUCGGCGGCGACACUAAGGGACCAGAUUGCGAAGUUUUAA
Molecule: messenger RNA, 921 nt
Organism: Orbilia oligospora ATCC 24927
Lineage: Eukaryota; Fungi; Ascomycota; Orbiliomycetes; Orbiliales; Orbiliaceae
Exons: 3
Coding region: 1-921 (306 amino acids)
Biological process (GO): carboxylic acid metabolic process
Cellular component (GO): cytoplasm
Molecular function (GO): L-lactate dehydrogenase (NAD+) activity
Source: RefSeq, a predicted model, not a curated record